AUGGAAUCUCUGAGCUCGGUGAUGCUACAUGGCGCGCAGAGGUCAGAAAGACCCCGUUCUGGACAACACUGGGAUGCAAAGAAGGACACGUUGCAGCGAUUGUAUCUGAAAGAAAACAAGCCUCUAAGGGAGAUUGUUGUUAUUAUGAACCAACAGCACCUCUUCAUGGCAACGGAGAGGAUGUAUAAGCGGCAGUUCAUGAAGUGGAGAUGGCGGAAAUACAACUCCAAGGGUCUUCGACAAAGCCAGCUCAACGGCGACAGGGUGGAAAUGGUCGAAGGCGAGAUGACGUGUCAAAGAACACGCCGUAGGCGCCUGAGCCCCGAUCUGAGCCGAACUUCCACCGGAAGCCAAAAGACAGAUCCAUUUCCCAUGACAUCAACUAGUCUCUUGUAUGGGACAGAGAAGGAUCGGCUGUCCUAUGGGCUUCUUCUGAAUUUGCACGAUUUGAUACAAGGCGCUUGCCGUCAGGACCCCGAGUGGCACCGACGCGCUUGA
This is a messenger RNA of Colletotrichum gloeosporioides, 498 nucleotides long. RefSeq lists its product as uncharacterized. NCBI's taxonomy places the organism in Eukaryota, Fungi, Ascomycota, Sordariomycetes, Glomerellales, Glomerellaceae. The coding region runs from base 1 to 498 and encodes 165 amino acids. The transcript is spliced from 2 exons. The record is from RefSeq and is a predicted model, not a curated record.